Messenger RNA from Drosophila virilis, 3170 nucleotides. Its product is annotated as myotubularin-related protein 10-B. The record is from RefSeq and is a predicted model, not a curated record. Gene Ontology annotation, cellular component: membrane; cytoplasm. Gene Ontology annotation, molecular function: phosphatidylinositol-3-phosphate phosphatase activity. Gene Ontology annotation, biological process: phosphatidylinositol dephosphorylation. Lineage: Eukaryota; Metazoa; Arthropoda; Insecta; Diptera; Drosophilidae.
CGAAAAUAAUAAAUAAAUAAAUAAAUGCCUUUAUAUGCGUGCAUGUGUGUGCUGAUAGAUGAUGCACAAAGAUGACAAAUUAAUACACACACGUUUGCUCGCUAAAUACAAACAGCAACAAUACUAACACGCGAGCAAUACAAAACCAGCAAAAAUCUAAAAUCAAAUUGUUUGCCAACCAUUGGAGGCGGCAUUGGCUAACGGUUAACAGGCAGCUGCACAGUCUGCGCCCACAGCAAAAGAAACAACAACAAGAACAACAACAGCGACUCAGACGCAGACAGGAAAUAAGAAAUAAUUAAAUAUUCCAAGUACGUGCGACCAUAUUGAAGCCACAAAAUUUUCGCCCUGGCCGAAUCAAGCAGCAACAGUAGCUACAACAACAACAACAACAACAAUUAUAGCAGCAACUACAAGCAGUGGCUGAGGAUGGCCACUGGCAGCAACGAUAUGCCAGACCAUCGGAAGCGCAACACAUUCACCAGCUACGUGGCGCCCAUGGCUGGGGAUGUGCGCGCCACAGCGGAUACGAACGAAUGGUGCCUGCCCAGUGAUUUGCGUGAUGUGCAUUUGGCCAAGCCCCGACUGCUGGCAGGCGAACAGAUAGUCGCCUCUGCGCCCGCCUACAUGUACUCGCCGAUUGCGCCCAUGGAGGGCAGCAGCGGCAGUGGGAACAGCAGUGGCAGUGGCACUGUGACUGGGAUUGGCAACAGCAACAAUGGGCAGAGCAACAAUAGCAAUAACAGCAAUGGCAGCAACAGCAUGGGCAGAAGCCGAAGCAGCCACAAGGAGGCCACCUUUGGCCUGCUCAGCGUUACCAAUUUUAAGCUGGCGUUUGUGCCGUUGCAUGGACGUGCCACGCUUUCGGCGCCGCUGGCCAGCGAUCUGUAUCAGGAGAAUGCGUAUUUGGGCCGCAACGAGGUGACGCUUAAUAAUAUCGAUCAGAUCUAUACGAUUGCGGAGCAGGGGCGUGCGGCAAGCGCGCUGCAGGCGGCGCGCAUGGCCAGCACAAGCAGCCGGCGCAAAAAGCUGGAGCCGGCCAAGCAGCACAACAUCAACGGUCGCAUCGUGGCACUGCAUAUUAUCUGCAAGAACUUUCGCCUGCUCAAGUUCGCGUUCCAGCAGCAGGACUCAAAGCUGAGCGGCGCCAGUGAUUAUGGUAAACUUAUUGCCUCGGCGCUGGCACGUUUCGCCUAUCCGAUGCGACAUGAUCUUAGCUUUGCGUACGCCUACCGUGAGCCUUACUAUUCCACGCUGGUCGGCGUCAGCAUGUACGGCAGCAAGAACGAUUGGGCGCGUGAGCUGAUACGCUGCGGCGCCAGCGAGUGGCAGGUGAUCAGCGCCAGCGCUGUGCCUCAGCUGCAGAAUCGACUGCAGGCCGGCAAGUACCAGCUGCCGCCACACUUUGUCAUACCCAAGUGCUGUGAGGUGGAGCGUUUCCUGCAGCUAUCGUUUGCCUUUUGCGAUUCACGUGCCGCCUUCUGGGUCUAUAGCUAUGGCAGCAGCGCCGCCUCGCUGGUGCGGCUGGCGGAGCUGCAGCCAGCCUCGCAGCAGGAUACCAAAAUGGAGAACAUUAUGCUGGAGCUGGUGCGCAAGUGUGAUGAGCGCAAACAGCUGAAGCUGAUCCAGUUGACCGAUCAGCUGCCCAGCAUACAGGAUGUGCAGCGCGCCUAUCAAAAGCUGCGACGUCUGUGCACGCCCGAAACGCCCGAGAAGUUCAUGCUGCAGGAUGACAAAUAUCUGGGCCUGCUCGAAAAAACCAAUUGGCUUUUGUAUGUAUCGCUCUGUCUGCGGCAUGCCUCCGAAGCAGCUGCCACGUUGCGCGCUUCAAUAACCUGUGUGCUGCAGGAGUCGAAUGGCCGGGAUCUGUGCUGUGUGAUCAGCAGUCUGACGCAGCUGCUGCUCGAUCCGCAUUUUCGCACCAUCGAUGGCUUUCAGUCGCUGGUGCAGAAGGAGUGGGUGGCCUUGGAGCAUCCCUUCCAGCGGCGACUCGGACAUGUGUAUGUAUCAACAGGCGAACAGGCGCCGGACAGCGAACAGAGUCCCGUCUUUUUGCUGUAUCUGGAUUGUGUCUGGCAGCUGUUGCAGCAGUUCCCGGAUGAGUUUGAAUUCUCGCAAACGUAUCUGACAACACUGUGGGAUGCCUGCUUUAUGCCCAUCUUUGACACCUUCCAGUUUGAUAGCCAGGCGCAGCGAACACGAGCCGUUAACGAGGGCCGUCUGGUCUUGCGACCCGUCUGGGACUGGGGCGAGCAGUUCUCCGACAAGGACAAGAUGUUCUUCAGCAAUCCAUUGUACCAGCGCCAGCGUGGCGAUUUGGUUGCCACCCAAAACCAUCGACGCUCCUUGGCUGUGGGCGGCCACAAGCUGUUGGCGUCGGCUGCCGGCGGAGGUGGCGUCGGUCCAGGUGCAGGUGCUGCCACAGGAACAGCAUCUCCAUCACGCUACACCAUCAAUCCGCAGCUGUUUGCCACGCAAUCGAGUGUGCCGCAGGAUCGUUACCUGCAGCCGGCGCAUCGCAUACUCGAUCUGUCUGUGUGGGAUCAGUGCUAUUAUCGUUGGCUGCCCGUGCUGGAUAUACGAGGCGGUGGCCAACCGCAGGUGGAUCUCUUUCAUCGCCUGCUGCUGAGCAACAUAGCCAAGGUGCAGCGUUGCCUGGAGUUGCAGAACUUCGAGGAGCUGCCCGAUGCCUACUACGAUGCGUUGGGCGAGCAGCGACCCAGCCAGCAGCAGCAGCAGCAGCAAGAGGAGCCCGUCGAGUAUGUGGACGGCGUCGAGCGACGUCGCAAAUCGAUGCCAGGCACCGGCGCCGGAACACCUGGGUCCUCAGCAAAUGGCCUGAAUGUCGUUAAUGGUGGGCCAUUGCAGCUAUCGACGCUAUCCUCAUUCUUUCCAUUUGGCAACCCCAUUGCUGGCGAUGCGCCGCACGAGCUUUACGACAUUCUGAGCAACAGCAGCGAGCUGUUACUGGACACCUCGUCUAUACUGGACAAGUCAUCGAUUGUAUGAGCCGUGCUGGAAUGUUGCUCAAAAGUAGUUGGCCACACGCUACUCGCCACUCGCUACUCGUUACUCGCUGCAACGAGUUGUUCAACACUCGCUCUGGGCGGACCUUGUUCCCAUUGCUAUUGCUGGUUAUUUUCAAAGCUGAACUUUAGAAGUAUUACAAA